GUUGGCGCCAUGGCUAUUGGCGAGCCUGCUUUCCUCCUACAUUACGCUGCGCCUAUCUGCCUUUGUCAUGAUAGCGAGCAACGAACCGGAUCUGGGCAUGGUCGCUUUGAGCUAUGACCGAGCGGCACAGGAAGCCCCACUUGCUUAUGGAGUCAGCCGCACACUUGUGUACUUGGCUGCUUCCCCAGUUGCUGCUGUGUUUGCCGCCAUCUCAUUCCUCUUGGUAAGUGUUGUGACAUUUCCGCAGAAGCUGUUGGCUCACGAAACAAUGCUGCGAGACAUCAGGUCCUACAACAUUCGAUCUGCGAAGUGUUCCAUAGAGCGGGAUCGUCACCAAAUCGAGGAGCAUGUUGCCGAACUCUUUGAUGGACUCGAGGACCCAAUCCUGGCCGUGGCCGUGGAUGCAACAGAUGAUUGUGUAGAGGUUGUAGAGGGUACAGAUGAAAUAGCGGAAUCCACAUCCUCCAGAUCAGCCUUGCGAUCGGUCACAAGCUAUCUUGACCACGACCAGUGCCUUGACGAAUUCAACGACUAUGUGCGGUAUUCGCUCCGGGACAUGCUGGUUGCAGAUUUGGGCGUCGAAACGCAACUGUCAUUCAGCCAUUGUUUUCUGCUCAGUUUGCCCAACGUUUUGUCAAACAUUGUGCAAAUAUGGGCCUCAUGGCAACUCCACAAGAAGCUGGGGUAUGUCUCCGGAGAGCUAUUUUUUGCGGCAUGCUACGUGGACACCAUUUUUUCCACUUUCAUCUUCUCCUGCUUUCCCCCGUGCCU
Molecule: messenger RNA, 771 nt
Organism: Symbiodinium pilosum
Lineage: Eukaryota; Dinophyceae; Suessiales; Symbiodiniaceae
Source: the annotation of a GenBank genome assembly